UAUCUACUAUUGUUAUUUCUUCACCAGUUAUCACCACCUACAAGGAACCCAUCUCUGGUUGGAUCGAUAACAUGUAUGGCCCUUGCGGCAUAAUUGUUGGCAUCGGUUCCGGUGUGUUGCGCGUCUUCAGCGGGAAGGUCGACAACAAAGCCAAUAUAGUGCCAGUGGAUUUGUCGGUGAAUGCGUUGCUGGCCAGUGCUUGGGAUAUAGCGCGCAAGACCUAUGAUACACCACCCAUCUACAACUAUGUGCCAGAUGCCGACAACAUGGUCACCUGGAAGGAGUAUAUGGAAUAUGGCUUCGAAUAUGGCUGCAAUAUACCGAUGCGCAAGUCAAUUUGGUAUCCACGUUUCACAAUUGUUCCCUGGCGUUGGCAAUUUGUGAUUUUGUCCUUUUUAUAUCACACAGUGCCAGCCAUGUUUAUGGAUCUGUCCAUGAUUGUCGUUGGCAAGAAGCCUAGAAUGUUGAAAAUAUAUCGGAAAAUACAUAAAUUCUGUUCUGUGAUGGAAUACUUCAGUUCAAAUGAUUUCAAAUUCGAUAAUGAUAAUGUGCGUGCGUUGUCGGAGAAACUCGAAGGUGCAGAUAAACAGAUAUUUGGCUUUGAUAUGCGUCAUCUCGAUUGGAAGGAAUUGUUCCGGGUCAGCUUAGUGGGAUUACGUCUUUAUGUUGUGAAGGAUGACCCCCGAAGUGUGCCAGAGUCGAUAAAGCGUCAUGAGCGGUGAGCUGAAGAAUAAAAAGAAGA
Messenger RNA from Rhagoletis zephyria (snowberry fruit fly), 742 nucleotides. RefSeq names its product putative fatty acyl-CoA reductase CG5065. The record is from RefSeq and is a predicted model, not a curated record. Lineage: Eukaryota; Metazoa; Arthropoda; Insecta; Diptera; Tephritidae. Gene Ontology annotation, cellular component: peroxisome. Gene Ontology annotation, molecular function: alcohol-forming very long-chain fatty acyl-CoA reductase (NADP+) activity. Gene Ontology annotation, biological process: long-chain fatty-acyl-CoA metabolic process.